Molecule: messenger RNA, 2057 nt
Organism: Schistosoma turkestanicum
Lineage: Eukaryota; Metazoa; Platyhelminthes; Trematoda; Strigeidida; Schistosomatidae
Source: the annotation of a GenBank genome assembly
UUUUGCGGUAGUUUCGCGAUCUGCGUUACAUUAUGGCACGUGAUUCGAAAAAUCUUGACUUUACGAUGCACUAAGCCGAUAUGCGCUUUCUUUGAUACUCUAUUUUAUUCUUCAUUCUAAAGAUAUCUCUUAAUCAUGGGAGUUCGGAGAGUCGCGAUAACUGGUUUAGGGGUUUGUACACCUUUGGGUUUCAGUGUAUCAGAAUUAUGGGAGAACCUUUUAAGAGGAUCAUGUGGAAUAUCAAAGACACUUAAUGAAUUUUCUUUUCUACCUAGUCAUGUUUUUGGGAGCAUCGAUGAUCAGAAAUUAGAAAAACAAAAGUCUUUCGUAGAGUCCGAAGUCUACAGGACAUGUGGUGUAGAUAUUUCUAGUGACUGGAGGUCUGUAUCACGUGCUAGUGCUCUAGGUAUUAUUGCAACUAAUGAAGCUUUCAAACAAGUGAAGUGGAAGGUAAACUCAGGUUACCGAGCAGGUAUUUGUUUUGGAGUGGGUUUGGACGGUCCUAAUGAAGUUAUGAAUACGUCAUCAGGAAUUUUGGCCAAAAAAUACUCUACUAUUGGGCCUCAUGCUUUAACACGAACACUCGGUAAUAUUCCAUCAGGCAUACUAAGUCGAAUAUGGGGAUUACGUGGACCGUGUAUGACAGUCAAUACUGCAUGCGCUGCUGGUCUACAUUGCAUUGGUGAAGGUUUCCGGAUGAUUCAAAAUAACGAAGCUGAUCUGGUCGUUGCUGGUGCAUGUGAAUCUCCCUUGAAUGCAUGGACAAUCGCUGCUUUUUCUCGACUACGUGCACUAUGUACACAGUUUAAUGAUACUCCUGAACAAGCCUCUCGUCCAUUUGAUUCCUUACGAAAAGGAUUUGUAUUAUCUGAAGGUGCAGCUGCAGUUGUGUUACAGGCAUGGCCUCCUCCAAACGAUUUCUUAGUGGAGUCAUUUGAGGAAACACCGAAACCGAUAGCUGAAAUUAUUGGUUUUGGAAGGUCUGGAGAUGCACAUCAUUUAGUUGCACCUGAUACAACAGGGAAUGGAGCACUCCGAAGUAUGCUAAACGCAUUCAAAGACUCAAAACUUGAAAGUUUAAAUCAAGUUGGACACAUCAAUUGUCAUGCAACAUCUACUCCUGUAGGUGAUUUAACAGAGCUGAGUGCUAUUGCACAAAUGUUCGGUGAAUAUUUUACUUCUCAAGACAAUACACCUAUUGUAAUCAAUUCAAUUAAAGGUCACCUUGGCCAUUGUUUGGCUGCAGCUGGUGCCAUAGAAACCGUGUAUGCUGCUUUAUCUGUUAACCAGAAUCGAAUUUGUGGAAAUCUCAAUUUACACAAUCCUAUCUCGGUUUAUGAGUUGAUGGAGGUUUUAAAAUCUAAUUCCAAAUCUUCCUCCAGUGCUUCCUUUACUGAAAAAUGCAUAGAUCUGUUUAAAAACCAUGUUGUACUUCCUAGACAUGAUGAAGUACAGAUUGCAUGGCCAAAUAGUAAUCCACAUAUUGUUAUGGUCAAUUCAUUUGGAUUCGGUGGAACAAAUGGAACUCUUUUAAUUUCAGAAUGGACAGAUUAGCACAUGUAUUUUAUUUUAUUGUAUAGAUUUUAUCCAAUCAUUUAUUAUUAACGAUCAAGUUGUUUUAGUGCAAAUAGUGCUAAGUGUUAGUUUAUUUACUUAUCAGAUAAAUCCGAAAUGAAGGAUAUCAUCAAUAUACAGCCACUAAAUUUUCUUAAACUGAUUUACUUGGGUGUACGAAGAAAUUUAAUUAUUAUUUUAUGCAAUUAAUCUCUUGAGUAAAUAUCUCAGUCAGAUUAAUAUUUGAUGAACCAACUAAACUAAUUCAAUUCUACUUGUUACUUACCAGAUGGAUAUAACUUGAUUGAUCAUUCAUUUUACUUUGAUAAUUCCUCAUUUGAUUAUGGGAUUGUUUCUUCGUUAUAUGCAUCAUUUUUGAUCCCAUUCAAGAAUUAUUCAUCUUGUUGUAUAAAUAUGGUCAUAGACCGAAUGAAUUAUGUUCUACUUCAUACUAUAUUUCAUAUUCCCAAGUUUUGUUUUCUAUACAUAGUUUAUAAAUCCUA